UGACCUAAAAUUGUUUUCCAAAAAUAUACCAGACGGUGUGAAGGCGGCCGACGAGCCGCUUGCCCGUCUGAUAUUUAACUGUGAUGUGUGAAACAAUUAAAAUGACGUCAUAUAAAUCGUUGUUAGUUUGCCUUUUGUAUGCUGUCUGCACCGAAGCAACUGUUAGCACCCGUUUUCCUAUAGGUGGUCUCUUCAAUUCACAAAAUAUGCAAAGCUCGAUGCAGGCUUUCGAGAAUAUCGUCAAGAUGGGUACGACGAAAUCCUAUCACGGACGAGCGAUUUACUUAAAAGUUCUUGACAGUUACUCCACAUCUUUGGAACUUUGCCCUUAUACACAGGACAAUAAGGGAAUAGUGGCUCUGAUCGACGCUCGACCAACUAACGGCAUUUGCGACACAACAUGUCUUAUUUGCAACCGGCUUAAUAUAUCACAUCUCUCCCUAGGAUGGGAACCGACGGACACAAUGGAGCAAGACCUUUUCACAAUAUCCUACGCGCCCCCUCCAGAACUUAUAUCCAAAGCGUACGCAGCGCUCAUAAAGAAACUCCAAUGGGAUAAGUUUACAUUCCUCUACGAAGACGAUGGAAGUUUCAUACGUCUGCAAGAAGUCAUAAAUUCUUGGCCGUACAAAAAUGAACAAAUACUAUUCCGGAAGCUCGAUCCGGAGGGUGAUAAUUUGGAAACGUUUAAAUACAUAUUCAAGGCGGCACACAUGAGCUACCACAUAUUGGAUUGCGACAUCAAAAAUGUCAGAAAGUAUAUGGAGGAAGUUAUAAAAGUGGAAAAUUCGACUCAAUAUCAGAGCUUCAUCCUGACGAAUCUGGACGCGUACAGCAUCAACCUGGACGAGAUCCCGGACCUGAUGGCCAACGUGUCCACCAUGCACCUCACCAGACCCAACGACAUACGGUGGAAGGACAUCGAUAUGAACACCGAUAAUUUCACCAUUCGGCUGGAAACAGCACUCUCAGCGGAUGCUUUGAAUCAUCUGGAGAAGGCGAUCAGGAGUAUGCAUAGUGACAGCAACGAAGAAAUAGAUUUCCAACGACCGUCGAGUAUAGAGAAUCCACCGCCUUUGUGUUUCAUGGAGAGCAAAGCUGAUUAUGAGGCUAUAGCGUGGCCUUUGGGGGACAAUUUAAGACAAGCUUUGUUAAAGACAACAUCCAAGGGGUUCUCUGGUCCCAUUUCAUUCGACGAGUUCGGAAGACGGAAAGACUUCGUUGUCCACUACUCGAAACUGAACAACGAGAGUCAGUUCAUUUAUGUGGGCUACUGGGAUUCAAGAACGGACAAGAUUGUGGAGGAGAAAGCAGUCACUGAUAGAUCCACAGCUCGAAAUUCCAAAUCUGUUAUACGGGUCGUAUCAAAAAUUGGAUUGCCUUACUUUGAUGUCGAUGAGUCGAACGGAACGACCAAGUUUAGAGGUUACGGCGUGGAUCUCAUAGAUGAAAUAUUCAAACACAUAAAAGAGGUACAAAAAGAGGAUCUAAAGUACCAGUUUUACAAAGUGAAGGAGUUCGGGAAUCCCAUUGUGGGAACAAAAAAAUGGACCGGUAUAAUGGGGGAAUUGCUUGAACAUAACGCCGAAUUGGCGAUUGGCGACAUAACGAUAACAUCGGAGCGCAUGGCUGUCGUUGACUUUUCUACGCCGUUCAUGUCUUUGGGGAUCAGCGUCCUAAUAAAAGCUCCCGAUCCCGUGGUUCCCGACAAGUUCUCAUUUAUAAAUCCACUCUCGUUGGACGUCUGGUUAUACCUCGCCACCACUUAUAUAAUAGUGUCAUUCGUGUUGCUCAUAUGUGCACGUAUGAGUCAAGGUGACUGGGUGAAUCCCCAUCCUUGUAAUCAGAAUCCUGAGAACUUGCAGAAUAUAUGGAGUCUGUACAACUGUAUGUGGCUGACGAUGGGAUCUAUUAUGACUCAAGGUUGCGAUAUACUUCCAAGGGCGGCAGGUUCCCGGUGGGUGACGGGUAUGUGGUGGUUUUUCGCCAUGAUUGUGACGGCCUCCUACACCGCCAACAUGUCCACCUUCCUCUCCAACAACCGCAGGAGCAACGAGAUAACUGACGUCAACCAGCUCGCCGAACAAAACGCAGUGUCUUACGGCGCGCAGAUCAACGGUUCGACCUAUAGAUUCUUUGAAACUUCAAAUGAUUCCCUCUACAAGAAGCUGUGGGCAGUAAUGGAGUCGGCUAAACCCACCGUAUUCACUCACAGCAACGACGAAGGCAGAAUCAGGGUCCAACGUAGCAAGGGCAGCAAGGGAAGAUACGCCUUUUUCAUGGAGUCCUCUGCCAUUGAAUACUACUUGAAAAGAUAUUGCGACUUGAGGAUGAUGGGAAAUAAACUCGACUCUAAAGAAUAUGGAAUAGCAAUGCCUAAAAAUUCGCCGCACAAAACUUUAGUAGAUACCGCAAUUUUGGCGCUUCAGGAGUCGGGAAGAUUGCAGAUCUUGAAAAAGAAGUGGUGGGAAGAAGAAGACAAUGAAAAGGAAUGCAAAGAAGAAGAAGCAGAGGAAGAGUCAUUGCAGAUGAAGAACACGAGUGGAAUAUUCUUGGUGCUCGGCGUUGGUGGUGUUAUCGGUCUGAUCGUGGCCAUCAUCGAUUUCCUCUUCCAUGCCAAGAAGAUUUGUGUCAAAGAGCGGGUAUCAUACAAAGAAGCCUUAUUGAGCGAGUGGCGGGCGUCCUUGGACCCACGUGCGCUGCACAAGCCGGCCGCGCCGCCGCGAUCCGCCGCGCCGUCCACCGCGUCGCCGUCGCCGGAGCGCGUGCGGUCGCAGUCGCGAGCCGUCUCCGUGCUGCGAGCCGCGCAGUCCUUUAUCAACUUCGACGAGAUUUAUUAA
Aricia agestis (brown argus) is the source of this 2840-nucleotide messenger RNA. RefSeq names its product glutamate receptor ionotropic, kainate 2-like. Gene Ontology annotation, molecular function: glutamate-gated receptor activity; transmitter-gated monoatomic ion channel activity involved in regulation of postsynaptic membrane potential. Gene Ontology annotation, biological process: modulation of chemical synaptic transmission; synaptic transmission, glutamatergic; monoatomic ion transport. The coding region runs from base 84 to 2840 and encodes 918 amino acids. The transcript is spliced from 16 exons. Gene Ontology annotation, cellular component: plasma membrane; postsynaptic membrane. NCBI's taxonomy places the organism in Eukaryota, Metazoa, Arthropoda, Insecta, Lepidoptera, Lycaenidae. The record is from RefSeq and is a predicted model, not a curated record.